Molecule: messenger RNA, 1500 nt
Organism: Spodoptera littoralis (African cotton leafworm)
Lineage: Eukaryota; Metazoa; Arthropoda; Insecta; Lepidoptera; Noctuidae
Source: the annotation of a GenBank genome assembly
UUUUAAACAGAAAGUUUUUGUGAUUUUUUUACGAAAAUAAUGAACAAUAAAUAUUUAUAGUUCAGUUUUUGAACAAAAUGGAACGAAUCGCUAUUUUGGUUGUAUUUGCCUUCAUAUUCACCUGCCUUCAAUAUACCUCAGCAGAAGAAACAGUUCUAUCAGAAGUAUUAACACCAACGACCGAGAAUGAAAAUGACAAAUUAAAAAGACAAAGUAGAAGUUACUACGACUAUCGGUAUGGAGCACCACGACCUUUGUACGAUAGACUAGAAUACGGGAGACAGGAUUAUGACAGGCCACGAUGUGGUAGAUGUGACGAUCGUAGAGACGACCGCGAUGAUAGAGAUGACGACUACGACAGACGAGACCGUUAUGACGAUGACAGACGCGGACACAAACCAACAUAUGGCAACAGAUACGACAGUAAAAAGAACUAUGACAGCGACGAAGACAGGUAUUCCGACAGAAAGAACAACCAAAAGAACGGAACAGAAGAAGAAAAUGGAGACAAUAAGAGUGGAUAUGAUGAUAAGGAUAGCAGACCAAGCGGUAGUCGACGAGGAAGCGAUAGAGACAGAGAUCGAGACCGUGGAAGAGACAGGGACCGCGAUAGGAGACGAGGUGGAGACAGAUACGAUGACAGGGAUAGAUAUAGGCCAGACUAUUACGACAGAUUCCUAAGAGAUCCUUAUAGAGAAAGAGAUUACUAUGAUGACUAUAGAGGAAGACGACCAUCGUAUGAUAGGUACUAUCCUAGUUAUGAUGAUGGCCUUAGCAGAUACGAUCCCUAUGGAUACGCAGGCGUCAGAAGACCAGUGUACGAUGAUAGAGGCUAUGAUGAUGGAUACGGUGGAUACGGACCAACUACUGGCAGGGGAGCACAUGACAGGCCUUGGGACGAGACCUACCGUGGUCAGGCAGGGUGGGAUGCAGGUGGCAGGGGCUACUACUUCGCAUCAGGCAGGCCUGAUGCUGCGCCUGCUUCUGGUUGGGGACGACCUGAAUACUCCAGACCACAAGACGCCUACCAAAGUAUAGGAGGUUAUUCAGGAGGCUACAGCGGAACAUAUCGCGAUCCAUACGCACAAGUGUCAAGCGGCUAUAGUCAAGGCUACGGCCAGGGCGCCAGCUACGGCCAGGGCGCUGGUUAUGGCCAGAGUGGCUAUGGACAGAAUGCAGCUGCUUAUGGAGCGAGCUUCGCUGGUGGCGUCAAAAAGUUAGAGAACCGAGACAACUACAACCAGGAUUCUAAACGCAAUCAGAACAGCUACGAGCCAUCUAGCCGUCAGCCGGCCAACUAUGGUCAAACGGCUAACUAUGGCCAGACAGGCUAUCAGCAAGGCUACGGUCAAAGCAGCAGCACGACUCCUGCCACCAGCUACCUGUUCCAAAGAGAUGAUGAACAGGUCACUGUGAAGACUAAUGAGACUACCAAGCAGCCGUCUUAGACUUUCAUUUGUGUUCUUUUUAUAUUUCAUGGAUGACUUAAGAUUUUAGAGU